ACCCGGGUGAGAAACAUGAAAUGCCAAGAUCAAACAAUCACGGCAAACACACAGAAACGUAAAUAAGUGCCUGUUAGGCAGCUCUACACAGAUAGACAGCUAGCUACAGUGCAAAUUAAUUAUCGUUAGUUUUUGAAAGUAUGCCUAACUCAUUUAUCAUUUAGCAAGAUUGUUAUAACAAAGUUUUGCGGUGCAUACAAAUAAACAAACCGUUAAAAAACAAACCGUUAAGCUGAUUCACAAGCCAGUAGGUCAAAUCAAAAUCAAAACACAUCAAAACUUGUACGAAAACCACCCCAGCUAUAACUAGCUGGAGCUUUUAGAUGCUGGAGCUGAUAUAACACGGCCCAAUGGUGAACUAUAGUGUUAAUUUUGUGUGAUAGCCUUACAGCUACCUGUUAUAUAAUGGAAGAGACAGUUAAUGGAGCUGCUAUUGGUAAAAAGGUUGAUCUUGACUGGACUAAAUUUGGUCUUGCAGAAACAAGUGAUUAUCAUCAAUCUAAAGCAGGAAGAGGAGCAACUGCAAAGGCUGAAUAUAUGUACACGACAGAACCAAAAGAAGAAGUUAAAGAACUUUUUGAACAUGAACAAGAGAAUGCUAAUUCUGAAGAUUCAUGGUGGAAGUCCAGUUUUUUUGUUACCAGCAAAUUGUUAUUUGGCACAUGGGAUGGAGUGUUUACUACUUGUGUGAUGAACAUGAUUGGUGUUGUUGUUUUUCUGCGUUCUGGUUGGAUGGUGGGUUAUGCUGGGACUGGCUUGUCUCUGUUAAUAGUAUUAAUAUCGUUCUUAGUUGCUUUGGCAACUGUCAUGUCUGCAGUUGGGAUAUGUGACCGUUGUCAUAUCGGUAAAGGCGGUGUUUAUUUUAUUAUCACUCAUGUGCUUGGUGGGCGAAUUGGUGGAGCUAUCGGUCUCUUAUAUUGCAUUGGUCAUGCUACUGCUACUGCAUUAUAUUGUACUGGGUUUGCAGAAUCUCUAGUUGGCUUAAUAAACUGGAACGAAGCAUGGGCAAUACGUAUUGUUAGUAUCAUAACGUUAUUUAUUUUGCUUGGAAUUGCUAUAUCUGGUGUGAAAUGGAUUAUACGUUUUCAACUCAUAUUAAUUGUGAUAUUGGCUGUCGCCAUGUUGGAUUUCGUGGUUGGAACAAUAGCCCAGGAGAAACCAGAAGCAGGCUUCACUGGAUUCUCAAAUUAUAAUUUUGAAGAAAAUUUAAAGUCAGAAUUUACUGAUGACGUAUCCUUCUUUGUUGUAUUUGGUGUGUUCUUUCCUACUGCAUGCGGUGUAUUAGCUGGUGUAAAUAUGAGUGGUGACUUGAAAGAUCCAGGACAAAACAUCCCAGAGGGAUCAGUUGCAAGUCUUGGAGUAUGUGGAGCAUUGUAUACAAUUAUUGUUUUAUUUCUUGGUUCAACUUGUUCAAGAGUGGCUUUGCAAAGUGACUAUAUGAUAAUGGAGAAAAUUUCUCUGGUUGGGGCAUUGUUUAUUUUCGGUUUGUUUGUUGCAUCGCUUUCAUCUUCACUGGGUGGCUUGGUUGGUCCACCAAGAGUGCUGCAGAGUAUUGCUGAAGAUGAUGUUCUACCGAUUUUAAAACCUUUUGCGAAAUUACAAGGUGUCAAUCAAGAGCCGCGCAAUGCCACGCUGAUUGUAUCCUUCAUCGCUUUGAUGUUCAUAUUUGUUGGCAACUUGAACACACUGGCUCCUAUUGUGACGAUGCCAUUCCUUGCCACAUAUACUGCUAUAAAUUAUUCAUAUUUUGCCAUGGCUAUGAGCUAUGAUAUUAAGAAAAAGAACGCUUUAAAAAGCACUCCUUCGCUGUAUUUAAAAAGACAGAACGGAUUUAGUGAAAGCACUCCUCCUCCGUAUUCUAAAACACACAACGGUUAUGGUGCGUUAUCAGAUAGCGUCGUGUCUAAAAAGGAGAGCAUAGUUAAUACUAUGAUUGUACAUGAGAAGGAGAGUUCUCAAGAACAAGCAGUCAAUGGUGAUGUACCAACUGAAAACGCUCCUCCACAGGCUGUGAAGUUAUCAAAUGAUUAUAAUGAAAAUACAGAAGUUGAAGUGCACCCCAUGACAAGGCAAGAUUCUAGUCGUGAUAUAGAGUGGAUAGAAGAGAAGCAUUCAAAUGAGUUAUAUGCAAAACUUUGCAAUCGUUGGGUAUCGCUGAUCGCUGCAUUGGUGUGCAUCUUGUUAUCGUUCAGCAUUAGUUGGGUGUACGCAUUAGCCAACUUGUCGGUAACGUUACUACUCUAUGUCUUCAUCAGUCAAGCAAGAUCGGGUUCAACACCAGGAGUAUCAAGUGAUUUUCAUUUCGGUCAGUGGCUUUGCUCGAUAUUCUCAAGAAAAAAAGACAGUGACGAGAAGAAAGAGCACGUGGUUAUACAGACAGAUCAAGUUCCAUACGGUAUAGCUAUGUAUCAAGUAACGCAAGAUAACUCCGACUACGAACAUCGCGAUAGGAAACACUUGGCAUCUUUAAUUAAUAAGCCGGUACCGUAUCAUUAGCAUUGUUAAUCAAUCGGUUCCGUAUCUUUCGGUUAGACGAUGGUAAUAAUAAAAUUGAUAAAUUAUAUAGUUAGUCAUUUUAAAAAAGUAUUUUUUGAGUUUACCUCUAGAUCUGUAAUAAUGUAUGAAGAUUUGAACUUGCGCAGUACGAAAUCGAUGAAACUGGGAAGUAUUUUAACGGAACGCCUUUUCUUAGCGUCUGGAAAUACUAUUUUUGUGUAAAUAAAUUUUGUGGUCGUGAAUUACGCGAAUAUAAAUAUAUACGAAGUGUCACCUGUAAAAAAAUCUUAAAAUUUUUGCCUCCUUUUUUUUGUCUAUUUGUUUUGCGCAAAUUCACGACCGCGAAAUACAAUGGCCAGACCUUUAAAAUAUCCUUAUUAACCUAAAACAGGGACUAAUUCUUUACCAAAAUAUUGAUUCCUGACCUGCAUUUCUUUCCAGGUUAUUAUUUUUUUUUAAAAAUAGAUUAACCAGAAUGAAAUCAAACACAGUUGAAACGUGGAAUGGUUUUUUAUCUUCUUAAAUUUAGGACCUAAAAACAAAGUGGACAAUUUUUAAUGGCUGAUGAGCUUGUAUUAAAGGCUGGCGCAAAUAGCUCAAGAUAGAAGAGGACAGUUUUCUUAUUUAUAUGGAAAUAAAUUUUUUUUCAGUUUGCACUCUUAAAAAGUGAUGCAUUACUAUACAUUAUUAUAAAGGCGCAUUUCCCGCUCAAAAAACAAAAAAAAAAAAAAAAAAAACAACGAAAGAAUCAGAAAAAUAAUAUUGCUGCAAUCUGAUUGGUUAUAUUGCUGUAAUCUGAUUGGUUAUAUUGCUGCAAUCUGAUUGGUUAUAUUGCUGCAAUCUGAUUGGUUAUAAUGCUAAUUUUUCUUUUGUUAUGUUGGAAACGAGCCUUUUAGUUCAGCAAUUUAUUUAUUUAUUUAUUAUGUACAAAAUUGGGUUUAUAUCUUGGUGUUCUUUUGUAUAUAUUUUAAAUAACAUAAAUCAUAGAAAGUAUAUAUAUAUGUCUGUGGAUGUGUACACGAACCUACUUUUCAAAUGUUUUGUUCCUGUUGCCAUAUCACUUAAGAAAACAGUCUCGUUCCCAGUACCAUAUAUUUUAUAUCGUCUCAGGUGACUUAGUUUUGAGACAGUCUUCUUCGAAUUUCGUUGCCAAUAAAAGUUGGUGGAUAUGGAACACGUUUGAAUUUUUUUCUUUUGUUUUUUUCUUGUCUUCUGCUUGUAAUCUUUUGAUUGUUUCUUGUACUGUUUGUGGUUUUCAUCGAGUUUAUCAUUCACCUUUAACAUUUCAUUCUUGCAAGAGAAAUUUUCUCCGCUUGUAUGGCGAAUGAUAUAUUGUUACGUUUAGUUGCUUGGUUAGGUAAAACAAAAGUUGUGAGUGUUUUUAUUUGUUUAUAUGCAAAGUAUUUAUUUGUUUUAUAACGCGGAAAUAUACACUUCUAUAGUCUUGGA
Molecule: messenger RNA, 3945 nt
Organism: Hydractinia symbiolongicarpus
Lineage: Eukaryota; Metazoa; Cnidaria; Hydrozoa; Anthoathecata; Hydractiniidae
Product: solute carrier family 12 member 8-like
Exons: 12
Coding region: 406-2496 (696 amino acids)
Biological process (GO): chloride transmembrane transport; potassium ion import across plasma membrane; potassium ion homeostasis
Cellular component (GO): membrane
Molecular function (GO): potassium:chloride symporter activity
Source: RefSeq, a predicted model, not a curated record